AGAGGGGCGGGAGUGGGGAAGGGGCUACGCAGGGAUGAAUCGCCCGAAGCCCGCGGCCGCGCGCCGCCCCAGCGCCGUCGCCAAACCCUCCGGUCACCCGCCUCCGGGAGAUUUCAUCGCCUUGGGUUCAAAAGGCCAGUCCAAUGAAUCGAAAGCAGCCGUCACGCUGCUCAAGCCGGCUUCGGCCGGGUUGCCCUCCGAGCGGAAGCGGGAGGCCGCCUCCGGGCUUGCCAAGCGCCCAAAACUCUCCUCAACGCCCCCUCUCAGUGCCUUGGGACGCUUGGCGGAGGCAGCCGUGGCUGAGAAACGGGCCAUUUCUCCUUCCAUCAAGGAGCCCUCAGUGGUCCCCAUUGAAGUGGCCCCAGCGGUUUUGCUGGAUGAGAUCGAGGCUGCGGAAGCCGAAGGCAACGACGACCGCAUCGAAGGGGUGUUGUGCGGGGCCGUGAAGCAGCUGAAAAUGAACCGGGCAAAGCCUGACACCACCCUAUACUUGAGCCUAAUGUACCUGGCAAAAAUGAAGCCCAACAUCUUUGCCACGGAAGGAGUGAUUGAGGCACUAUGCAGUCUCCUCCGCCGAGACGCGUCCAUCAACUUCAAAGCCAAAGGGAACAGCCUGGUGUCUGUCUUGGCCUGCAACCUCCUCAUGGCGGCAUACGAGGAAGACGAGAACUGGCCUGAGAUCUUUGUCAAGGUUUACAUUGAGGAUUCUCUGGGAGAGCGUAUCUGGGUAGACAGCCCCCACUGCAAGACCUUUGUGGAAAACAUCCAGACAGCCUUCAGCACCAAGAUGCCUCCCAAAAGCAUUUUGCUCCAUGGCGAGGUUGGACGCAGCGGGGGAGACCUGAGCGCUGGGAACAGCCCACACCCCUCUGUGCCUGAAGAGGAGGACAGCCAGAGCGAGCUGCUGAUUGCUGAGGACAAGAUGAGCCCAGAGCAGGAAGGACAGUUGAUGCCCAGGUACGACGACCUGGCCGAGAGCGUGGAGGAAUACGUCCUGGACAUGCUGCGGGAUCAGCUCAACCGGCGUCAGCCCAUGGACAAUGUGUCCCGCAAUCUCUUGCGCCUCCUAACUGCCACCUGUGGCUACAAGGAGAUUCGGCAAAUGGCCGUGCAGAGGCUGGAGAUGUGGCUGCAGAACCCCAAGCUCACCAGACCUGCCCAGGACUUGCUCAUGUCGGUCUGCAUGAACUGCAACACCCACAGCUCCGAGGACGUCGAGGUGGUCUCCAACCUGAUCAAAAUCCGCCUCAAACCCAAAGUGCUUCUCAACCACUACAUGCUGUGUGUCAGGGAGCUGCUGAACGCCCACCGGGACAACUUGGGCACGGUGGUCAAAUCGGUGGUCUUCAACGAGCUUUCAAAUGCCAGGAAUCCCAACAACAUGCAGAUUCUCUACACGGUUUUGCAGCACAGCCCGGAGCUCGCCCCGAAGUUCCUGGCGAUGGUCUUCCAAGACCUGCUGACCAACAAAGACGACUACCUGCGCACCUCGCGGGCCUUGCUGCGGGAGAUCAUCAAGCAGACGAAGCACGAGAUCAACUUCCAGGCUUUCUGCCUCGGUCUCAUGCAGGAGCGGAAGGAGCCUCAGUACGCCGAGAUGGAGUUCAAGGACCGCUUUGUCAUCCACAUCACAGACCUGCUGGCCGUCUCCAUGAUGCUCAGCAUCACUGCCCAGGUGAAGGAAGCCGGCCUCGCGUGGGACAAAGGAGAGAAGAAGAACUUGGAGGUCCUGCGUGCCUUCCAGAACCAGAUUGCAGCCAUCCAGAGGGACGCUGUUUGGUGGCUGCACACGGUGGUUCCCUCCAUCACCAAACUGGCUCCCAAAGAAUACGUCCACUGCCUCCACAAAGUGCUGUUCACAGAGCAGCCAGAGACCUACUACAAAUGGGACAACUGGCCUCCCGAGAGCGACCGCAACUUCUACCUCCGCCUCUGCUCUGAAGUGCCGAUCCUCGAAGACACACUCAUGCGCAUCCUCGUGAUCGGCCUGUCGCGGGAUCUCCCCCUCGGCCCCGCCGAUGCCAUGGAGCUUGCAGACCAUCUGGUGAAGCGGGCGGCAGCUGUGCAGGCAGACGAUCUUGAAGUCUUGAGAGUGGAGAGGAUCCAACUGAUCGAUGCCGUCCUGAACCUGUGCACUUACCACCACCCAGAGAACAUCCAGCUGCCCCCUGGGUACCAGCCUCCAAAUUUAGCCAUCUCUACUCUCUACUGGAAAGCUUGGCCUCUUUUGCUCGUUGUUGCCGCAUUCAACCCCGAAAACAUUGGUCUCGCUGCCUGGGACGAGUACCCCACACUAAAGAUGCUCAUGGAAAUGGCCAUGACUAACAAUUACUCCUACCCUCCUUGCACUCUGACGGACGAAGAGACCCGCACGGAAAUGAUCAGCCGCGAACUUCAGAUCUCGCAGCGGGAGAAGCAAGAAAUCCUCGCUUUCGAGGGCCACCUGGCGGCAGCGUCGACAAAGCAGACCAUCACGGAGAGCAGCAGCCUCUUGCUGUCUCAGCUCACCAGCCUGGAUCCCCAGGGUCCCCCUCGCCGGCCACCUCAGCCUGUCCUGGACCAGGUGAAAAGCUUCAACCAGUCUCUCCGCUUGGGGCACCUCCUCUGCCGCAGCAGACACCCCGACUUCCUGCUCAACAUCAUCCAGAGACAGGCUUCUUCGCAAUCGAUGCCAUGGCUAGCAGACCUGGUUCAGUCCAGUGAGGGCUCCUUGGAUGUUCUCCCGGUGCAGUGCCUUUGUGAAUUCCUUCUGCACGACGCCGCUGACGAAUCCGCCUCUGGCGAGGAGGAAGACGAAGGAGAAAGCAAAGAGCAGCGUGCUAAGAAACGAGAGAGGCAGCAGAAGCAGAGGCAGCUGCUUGGACGCCUCCAGGACCUGCUGUUGGGACCCAAGGCCGACGAGCAGACCACGUGCGAAGUCCUCGACUAUUUCCUGAGGCGCCUCAGCUCCUCCCAGGUGGCCUCGCGGGUGCUGGCCAUGAAGGGCCUGUCUUUGGUGCUUUCAGAAGGAGGACUCCGUGACAGAGAGGAGAAGGACCAUCCUAUGGAGGAAGACUCUGGGGACUCAGAGCUCAUGCAGGGCUACCAGUGGCUCCUACGUGACUUGCCCAAACUGCCCUUGUUUGACAGUGUUAGGGCCGCCACUGCGGUUGCUUUGCAGCAGGCCAUCCACAUGGAGACGGAUCCUCAGACGAUCAGUGCUUACUUGGUUUACCUUUCCCAGCAUGCUCCAGUAGAGGAACAGGGACAGCACAACGACCUCGCACUGGACGUGGCCAGGCUGAUUGUGGAACGGUCCACCAUCAUGUCCCACCUCUUCUCGAAGCUCUCCUACAGCUCAGAGUCGGACGCCGUGCUGGUGGCCCUGCUUUCCAUCUUCUCCCGCUACAUCAAGCGCAUGCGCCAGAGCAAAGAGGGCGAGGAGGUCUACAGCUGGUCGGAGUCCCAAGAUCAGGUAUUCCUCCGCUGGAGCACCGGAGAAACGGCAACAAUGCACAUCCUGGUCGUCCAUGCCAUGGUGAUUUUGCUGACUCUCGGGCCACCUCAAGCCGGGGGUGGGGACUUUUGCACCCUGCUGGACAUCUGGUUCCCCGAGAAGAAGCCCCUCCCCACAGCUUUCCUGGUGGACACAUCGGAAGAGGCGCUUCUCCUCCCAGACUGGCUGAAGCUGCGCAUGAUCCGUUCGGAGGUGCCUCGGUUGGUGGAUGCAGCUCUACAAGACCUGGAGCCUCAGCAGCUGCUGCUAUUUGUUCAAUCCUUUGGCAUCCCCGUCUCCAGCAUGAGCAAGCUUCUACAGUACCUGGACCAGGCUGUCUCCCAUGACCCUCAGACUCUGGAGCAGAAUAUCAUGGACAAAAAUUACAUGGCUCACCUGGUGGAGGUCCAGCAUGAGAGAGGAGCUACUGGCGGACAGACCUUCCACUCGCUGCUCACCACUUCUGUCCCAUCUCGCCGAGACAGCGACGAUUCCCCGCAACCCAAAAGCAGCCUCGAGGCUCCACAGGGGCAGGGCAGGAUCCGCGCUUUGGCCCAGAUCCGAGUUCUCGGUCCAGAGGAUGACUUGGCAGGCAUCCUCCUUCAGCUCUUUCCGUUGACUCCAGAUCCCCGCUGGCAGAACUCGAACCCGCGCCCCCUUGCCUUGGCUCUGCAGCAGGCGCUGGGGCAGGAGCUGGCCCGGCUCCGCCAGGGAAACGACGCCACGCCAGGAACGGCGGUGAAACUCCUGCAGGCGGUGGCUGCCCUGCUGAACUCUCCCCAUGGCGGGGCGCUGGUGAUGGCCAUGCACCGGAACCACGUUGCGUCUUGUCCGCUGAUGCGCCUGCUGUGUCAGUAUCAGCGUUCCGUUCCCCAGGACACGACCUUCUCCUCGCUGUUUUUCAAAGUCCUCAUGCAGAUGUUGCAGUGGCUGGAGAAUCCAGCUGUGGAGGAAGGGCCUCUGCGGACCCAGCUCAAAUCCUUCGCUGUCCAGUAUUCCUCCAGACACCGGAUCAAUGACGUCCGCGGUGGAUUCCUGCACCUCGCCGAGGCUCUGGCGUUCCGCCGGGACGCCGACAUCAUCGGCCCGACCGUGUGCGCCAUCAUCACCACCUUGAAGUCUGGGGAGAAGUAUAACGUGGAGCCUGAGCUGGUCAGCAAAGUCCUUCGAGGCCUGACAGAAACACACUCGCCAUAUCUGGAGGAGCUGCUGGCUUCCCUCUUCUCUGUUACCAUGGAGAUGCCACCCUGCAACCCUGCCACGGGGCCCAUUUCCGUGGUGAGUUCGCUGCUGCUCCAGGAGAAAGAAGAGACCCCCGUGAAGAAAGAAACCGAGAACUGCAGCGCCGAAACCUGCCAGCUGGGGCCUUCCUCUGGCCUGUUCAUCGACUGGCUGGAGAUACUGGACCCCGAAGUGAUCAGCAACUGCCCAGAUCUCCAGCAAAGGCUGCUCUUCUCCUGGAAUAAGGAUAAUGGCUCUUCCGAAUCGGAGCCACCCUCUUUCCGCCCAUACCUUUUGGCUCUCCUGACUCACCAGUCCAGCUGGACCACGCUGCACCGCUGCAUCAAGAUCCUGCUUGGCAAAAGCCGAGAGCACAGAUUUGAUCCAACUGCAUCCUUGGAUUUCCUCUGGGCCUGCAUUCACAUCCCUCGCAUUUGGCAAGGACGCGAUCAGAGGAUACCUCAGAAACGGAGGGAGGAGUUUGUUCUGCGUCUCGAGUCCCCUGAGCUGAUCAGCCUGGUGGAGCUGAUCCUGGCUGAAUCGGAAACCAGGAGCCAGCGCUCCGGAGAGGCCUCCUGCUCCGUCACCCAGUCCCGCCUGCCGCUCCUGCUCAGCUGCUGCCACGGAGAUGUCGAAAGCAUCAAGAAAGUCGCCGAGUACUUGACGGCCUGCAUCCAGCAGUGGGGGAGCAGCUCAAUGGGAAAACAUUGCCAAGAUCUUCUCCUCCAAAUCUAUCUUCAGCUGCCUGAGCUCCUGGUGCCAGUCCCUGGGACCCUGCUUUCCACCGAAGGGGCCACCGACAGCAGCACCUGCAAACUCGACGGCCUCGUCCACCGCUUCAUCACCCUCCUUGCCGACUCCAGCGAUUCCAAGACGAGCGGGAGCCGCCUGUGGGAUGCCAACAUGGCGUGUCGGAAGCUGGCUGUGGCCCACCCCAUCCUCCUCCUCAGGCACCUGCCGAUGAUCGCGGCCCUGCUGCACGGACGGGUCCACCUCAACUUCCAGGAGUUCCGCCAGCAGAACCACCUCACCUUCUUCCUCCACGUCUUGGGCAUCCUGGAGCUCCUGCAGCCGCAGGUCUUCCAGGGCGAACACCAGGAGGCGCUGUGGGACUGCCUCCUCUCCUUCAUCCGCUUGCUUCUGAGCUACCGGAAGUCUUCGCGCCACUUGGCCGCCUUCAUCUCCAAGUUCGUGCAGUUCAUCCACAAGUACAUCACUUCCAACGCCCAGGCAGCUGUCGCCUUCCUGCAGAAGCACUCGGAUCCCCUCCACGACCUCUCGUCGGACAACAGCGACCUGGCGAUGCUGAAGUCUCUCCUGGCUGGCCUGAGCCUGCCCAGCAAGAACGGCACCGCGGACCGAGGGCCUGACGAGGAAAAGGACGAUGAAGUCCCUGGAGCGAGUUCCUUGCCCCUUGUCAGUGUCUCUCUCUUCACUCCUCUCACUCCAGCCGAAAUGGCCCCGUACAUGAAGCGACUGUCCAGAGGUCAGGCUGUGGAGGAUAUCCUGGAGGUGCUGACCGAUAUCGACGAGAUGUCCAGGCGAAGACCAGAAAUCCUUGCCUUCUUUUCCACUCACUUGCAAAGACUGAUGAGCUCUCCCGAGGAAACCUGCCGGAAUCUCGCCUUCUCCCUCGCGCUGCGCUCGAUACAGAACAACCCCAGCAUUGCGGCCGACUUCCUCCCCACGUUCAUGUACUGCCUUGGCAGCCGUGACUUUGAGGUUGUUCAGACAGCUCUGAGAAACCUGGCCGAGUACACCCUCCUUUGCCAAGAGCAUGCCGCCAUUUUGCUGCAGAGGGCCUUCCUGGUGGGGAUGUACGGGCAGGUGGACACCAGCUCCCAGAUCUCGGAAGCCCUGAAGAUUUUGCAUAUGGAAGCCAUGAUAUGAAGAGGGACGUCUGGUGGCUCAGGACUUGCUGGACCGUGCUGGUGGAGAACCCGAGGAGAAGGCACACGCUUGAGUCUGCCUCCUGGCGAGGAGGAGUCCCUGGUACUUCUUACCAGGCAUCUUUCACCAAAAAAGGAGAAAGGUCACUCUGGCUUAAGGGAUGCUGGUAUCUGCUCCACUCCAGCCAUUGAUUAAGGUCAGGGAUGGGGAACCUGUGGCCAUCCAGGUGUUGUCGGACAAAACUCCUAACAUCCCUGACUGUUGACCAUCCCGCCUGGGGCUGAUGGGGGCUGUAGUCCAACGUCUGGAGGGCCACAUGUUCCCCAGCUCUGAUUUAGGCAGAGAGCAAAAUGUCUUGGAAGUCCUGAUUAGAAGCCUUCUUGCCUCUCCAGUGUGGACCAGUGUGGUGAGCACCCCUCUCAUUUGGGGUGGCCAAAAAGUGGGGGUAUCUGUUGGACUCUUCCUGGGGUGCGGUUUUGCCAAAACACCUCCCAGUGCAGCCAACCAGUUCCACAAUAACGACCUGAUAAUGUUUCAUUUUUAAAAAAAUUAAAAAUAGCUGUUUUCCUGUU
Lacerta agilis (Sand lizard) is the source of this 7158-nucleotide messenger RNA. RefSeq names its product integrator complex subunit 1 (gene INTS1). The coding region runs from base 35 to 6586 and encodes 2183 amino acids. Lineage: Eukaryota; Metazoa; Chordata; Lepidosauria; Squamata; Lacertidae. Gene Ontology annotation, cellular component: integrator complex. The transcript has 47 exons. The record is from RefSeq and is a predicted model, not a curated record. Gene Ontology annotation, biological process: U2 snRNA 3'-end processing.